Molecule: messenger RNA, 612 nt
Organism: Botrytis byssoidea
Lineage: Eukaryota; Fungi; Ascomycota; Leotiomycetes; Helotiales; Sclerotiniaceae
Exons: 1
Coding region: 1-612 (203 amino acids)
Source: RefSeq, a predicted model, not a curated record
AUGUAUGACGACUGUCCAGUUCCAGGCGAUGUGUCAAUGGUCGGAUCUGAAACUUGGUUGGCGUCCGAGAAAUAUUUAAUGCUAUUGAAAGAUUCGGUACCUGACGAAGAUCCACGAAUUGCACCCGUGAUGACGUUAUCGCUUCCAACGCAAACUGCUUGCUCAGGAAAUCCUCCACUGCCAGCUCUAGCCACGGAGGUGUUAUGGUAUGGGCAUGAGAAGCGGUUCAAAGAGUUCCUGAACGUUCCAUAUUCUCCAUACAUUAUAAGACUUCAAGAAUUCUCCGCACGUAUCAGCAACAACAACCACAACAAUGACAAGACGAUAUUCAUUCCUGGGUCCCCUGCAACCUUAUUGGUGAAGGAUGACUUGCAGGAUGCAAAGCAUAAAUUGAUUGAGCAGCUGAUUCGCGUUCAAAUAAAGAGCUUUGAGAAUGUUCGUGGAACAUUCGAUAAGCUCACAAAUUCAUAUCAAUGCGAAGGAUUGGAAUGGUUCGAUGAAUCAUAUGACAAUUCUAUCAUCGAUUUCUGCGGUGCUCGAAAGGACCAGAUUGAAUUGGACAAGCUCAGAUACGGAGCGUGGCAAGCUGGAGCUCGUUGGAGGCACGCAUAA